Microdochium trichocladiopsis is the source of this 2877-nucleotide messenger RNA. RefSeq lists its product as uncharacterized. The record is from RefSeq and is a predicted model, not a curated record. The transcript is spliced from 3 exons. The coding region runs from base 1 to 2877 and encodes 958 amino acids. NCBI's taxonomy places the organism in Eukaryota, Fungi, Ascomycota, Sordariomycetes, Xylariales, Microdochiaceae.
AUGUCAUGCAUGACUCAGUGUCCUCCAACGGCUCCUAUAUUCGAGCCCAUGAAAUACUCCUGCGGGGCAGGUUCAAAGCUCUCUCCCGAAUUAACGGUGCGAGAUGAGCAGCAGUAUGGCAUGGUACAGCCCUCGACAGAAGUUGUCAAUUCGCUUAGGCCGGAGCCACUGCAAGAGAAGCGCGAAACCCGUGGAAGCCCGAUUCCUGAAAUCAUGGUCCCCCAACAAGAUAGUACGAAAACUGUCUCCGAGGCCUCCGAUAGACUUAAAGAGAUUGGCAAUCCUAAUCCGGCCAAAUUCCCACUCAGAGAUUGUCUUGUACGAAACUCACAAGUCCAAAAUAGCUCAACCGAGGAAGCGAUGGUGGACGUAAAAGAUGCCCCAUCACCAUCUCACGACCUGAUGGAAGCACCUAUAGUGCCGAAAAAGAGCGUGAAACGGGGUGGGAACUAUACUCCGCAGGCCACCAGGUCGCGCACUGAACAAAGCAUCGAGCGGCCCCCCGAGCUGACCCAACAGCUUCAGAGCACCGAAAUGAACCUUGAUUCCUAUGAAGAUCGUUGUGUAGGACAAACCGGCUUCCUGGUCCCGCUCGAUCCACGAAUGGAAAAUCUUAUUCUGCCUGGCUUGAAUUCCAGCAUUGACUUCAAUAAAGUCAAUGAACUCACUACACAACGUGGGACAGAAGACACUAAUACUAGUGUCGAAAAUCACGGCAAAGAUGAGGUGCGGAUGCAUUGUGAUGCCCGUGUCACGGGCUACGAGCUGGAAAGUUACAACGGGCAUAUCGGAACCGUUGAUGAUGAAAGAGGCAAAUCUUCCCAAGAUGGCUCACUGGAGAGUGUCAGUGAACAAGGAGAAGAAGAAGGCAAGAAAGAGGAUAAAGGAACCAUUUGCUCAGUAGAAGAGAGACUGAACAAUGACUUGGCGAUCGUGGCAGUAUUCAAAGACAUUCCAGCGCCCGGAAGUCCGCAACGAUCGAUUCGAAACAAGCCUAUGAGCUCUAUAUUUGAAAAUUCAGACAGUGUUUCACUGGGAGGAGCUGUCUCCCCGAGAAUCGAACCAUCCCUGGCCCUUAGCGGAGCACGAUUACAAUAUGAUAAUGCAGCAGAUAGCCCGGCCAAUGUCGAGCUUAGGCGCCAACUGGAACAAAGGUCCCAAGAAUUAGAAAAGGCGAAGGCCGAGUGCACAUCUAUCAACAACCUCCUACAAAAGGCAUACGAAGAAGUGCAAACUGAGAGGUGCCAUAUUAUGGACAUUAAAAAGCAACAUGAAGUUGCGUUAAAUAGAUUAAGAAGUGAGCGGCAGUUGGCCGAUGAAGAACGUGAAUCCCUAAAGGCAAGCCUGAGCGCAGUUUGGGUCCGGGUGUCCACAGCUCCUGUCAAUUGUUCACCUGAUCAAGAUAUCUCCGCAGCAGUCAAUGCAUAUCUCAAUCGAGUUGUGAGUGAGCGAGCUGAGCUAGAAGAGCAACAUCAGACAACUAUUCGAGGGCUUGAGGCUUCCCUGCAGUCCAUUCUUGCUCGUCACCGGUGGGCCUGCCAGGUAAACGAAGCAGACACAGAACAGUAUACGCUAGCGGGUCCUCUCGCUAGUACGGUUAGCAAGCUCGCUUCUCUAUAUGAUGAGCUUCAAAUGAGGCAUGACGGACAUGUGAGAAAUUUCCGAGAUUCGUCAACACAAUGCAGUGGAUACCCGCGCGGAACUAAUACUGGUGCGACUCACGGAUUCGAACGGCAGUCAGCAGAACUACAUGAACUCCAGGCCAAGAAGUCAAACCUUGAAAGGGAAUUGCGGAGCUUGGAGAUAGAAUACAACGUAGAGGCAGCCCGAAGGAAGGCUGAUCUAUCUCAACCUACUGAGCAGAGUGAAAGCGAUGCGCUACACCAAACACGGCGAGAAGUUCAGAGUGCCGACUUCCAAACUAGAUUCGGCACCCCUGUAGAGAUUGCGAAAUAUCUUGAUAUCGCUUCGGCACACCAAGACUUAAUUGAGGAUAUUCAUGCAUCCUUGGAGCGCGCGAAGCAAAUUGAGGCUCUUGGUAUGUGUAACCUGGAGAAAAGAGCAAACCCUCGCGAAAUGUUAGGACAGCUGGAUGCGGCAUAUGGUACACUCGACAAACUUUAUAACGAAGAGAAAACUCGAUGUUCGAAAGUCAGGCAGGAGCUUUCGAAACUUAAUGAAGCGCAUGCAUCCACGUCGGCGCAACUGAACGAGGCCAGGAAAGAAUGCCAACAACUAUCAGAAGAUGUAACCAGAUUCAGAACCGAAUUGCACCAGAAGGUUUCGACAACGAACAAGCCCAUCCGCCGGCCCGAUAGCGUCGAGCAGGCACCAACGGGCACGUCCACUAGCAAAGGUGGCUUGGGUAAGAGUGGCGUCUCGUGUGAAAAGACCAUGCAAGACUUAAAGGCCAUCCGCGGCGACAUAAAAGCCCUCCAAAACAGCUUCAUCACGAGAGGCAUUAAACAGCCAGACACAAAGUGUAUACAGCCAACUGAGCCGAUGACGGACGAGAUACGCGCGCUGAAAGCGCAGAUGUUUGAAUGGUUGGACUUUUGGACCCGGCAACAGGAAUUAUCGUACGCAAACAUGAAUAGUGAACGGAUUCGCCGACAUAGUGUUGGGUGCAAGCAAGUCCAAUCCUCCACCUAUGAAAGAAAGAUAUGCAAACUUGAAGAGAACCAAGAGCAAUUGGAGUCUCGUCUCGCUCUAGUGGAGGCGGGCUUAAAGGAUAAGGAAAUAACAAAACAAUCGAGUCUUCAGGCCUUGGAGGUGGAAGAAUCUCAGCUCGCCCCCAUGCACUAUGAGAUAAUGACCCCACAACGAUACUUGGGGAGAAGGACGAAACUUUUAAAGGGGCAAUCGAGUACACUUUAG